Messenger RNA from Racocetra persica, 683 nucleotides. Lineage: Eukaryota; Fungi; Glomeromycota; Glomeromycetes; Diversisporales; Gigasporaceae. The record is from the annotation of a GenBank genome assembly.
CAUACGGUGGUUUUCGUUCCUCAUUAUUAACUGAUAAAGUACAAGGUUGGGCUAUUACCCUUCUUUUAAUAAUUUCGGCAAUAGGAUUUGGUGUUACAGUGAAACUUGAUCCUGGAGUAGUUAAUUCUAGUCCACUAUUACAAUCAAAUAAAUUGGGAUGGCAAUUAUUAUAUAUUAUGCCUGUUGCUAUUACAUUUGCCAACUUAUUCCAUCAGGGUUAUUGGCAACGAGCUUUUUCUUCUAAAAAUGAUCAUGAAUUAGUUCAUUCAGCAAUUUAUGGAAGUCUUUUACUUUUUCCCACAUUAUUUUUAAUUGGGUUUACUGGAAUUAUUGCAGCUUGGGCUGGUACUUGGCCAGGACCUGAUCCUGAAAAUCCAGUAGAACCUUAUAUGUCAUUCUUUUCACUUUAUACAUUAUUACCUGAUUGGGUUAAAGGAUUUGUUAUAGUAUUGGCAGUUAGUUUAAGUUGUUCGGCUUAUGAUACUUUACAAAGUGCUAUGGUAUCUACUAUGUCAAAUGAUUUAUUUAACAAUAAACUUCCUUUAAUGGUUAUUCGUUGCCUGACUUUACUUUUCAACAUUCCUGCUGUAAUCCUUGGUUCCAGAAAUCUUGAUGUUCUUGUUGUAUUUUUAGUUGGUGAUCUUAUAGCAGCUUCUAUAAUGCCCUCAAUCCUUCUUGGUCUU